This is a messenger RNA of Batrachochytrium dendrobatidis JAM81, 2358 nucleotides long. RefSeq lists its product as uncharacterized. Gene Ontology annotation, cellular component: cytoplasm. Bases 1 to 2358 code for a protein of 785 amino acids. Gene Ontology annotation, biological process: protein deglycosylation. The record is from RefSeq and is a predicted model, not a curated record. Gene Ontology annotation, molecular function: mannosyl-glycoprotein endo-beta-N-acetylglucosaminidase activity. Lineage: Eukaryota; Fungi; Chytridiomycota; Chytridiomycetes; Rhizophydiales. The transcript is spliced from 5 exons.
AUGAAUACUGUUGCUGAAUCAUAUCCAACCAGCAGACCAUUAAAGUCAAUGGAUCAUCUGGAUGACUGGACUCCACUUCAAGAUCCAUUUGGUCGCUGCACUCUCCCACUUCAACAACGGUGUAUUCAGCGUCUGAACAAAGCUGCACAUUACCAAUCAGCUUUACAAAACUGCAAUAGUAUAAAUGCAACCAAUAUUAAAAAAGUUGCUGUAUGUCAUGAUAUGUGUGGUGGAUACGAUAUCCACCAAGAUGCCUUGAUUCAAGGCAACUAUGGCUUGAUAAAUGAUGUUCAUCAACCCAUUUAUACCAUUCAGUACUGGCAGUACAUUGAUGAAUUUAUAUAUUUCAGUCAUGCUCGAUUUAGCAUUCCUCCUGUGGCUACAUUCAUCACUGAAUGGGAAGACGGGAUACUAGAAACAAUGAAGCUUAUAUAUGGUCCAGCGUAUACUCCAGACAGUCCCAAUUCAGCAAUGAAAUUCUCGCCUCAUUAUGCUGACAAGAUGGUGGAGCUUGCACUGUACUUUGGGUUUGAAGGCUGGUUCAUCAAUAUCGAGUCGGAUCUUUCAUCGCCCUUGCAUGCUGAAACCAUGGCACACUUUUUAUCUUACCUAACAGCUCAAAUGCAUAGUCGAGUUCCAGGAGGCCAAGUCAUGUUUUAUGACUCGCUAACCAGGUCGGGAAAAAUGUUUUUUGAUGCGUGUGAUUCGUUAUUUACAAACUAUACAUGGAAACAGGAAGGUCCUUGUAAUAGUGCUGAGCUUGCAUCAUCACAUGGACAAUCUCCGUCACGUAUUUAUACGGGAAUUGAUGUAUGGGGAAGAAAAACCUAUGGUGGUGGUGGAUUUAAUGUCCAUAAAGCGUUGAAAGUGAUUCAAAGUGCGGGUACUUCGUGUGCGCUUUUUGCUCCUGGAUGGACAUACGAGUAUAUGCGAAAGACGCCAUUCAAACAGGUUGAAGAGCGAUUUUGGUGCAAUGUAGAUGUAGAUGUGAUUGAUCCCGAGCAAACAAAUAGUAUUGCUGAGCAAAAAACAAUGGACCCCGAUUGGGUUAAAGAUGCUAAUGAGCUUAAACCGGUCGAGAUUAAAAAACGAGGGACAAUGAUUGAUGCAGAUGACGUCGGAUGUGUAGCAGACUAUAUCUCGCCGCGUCCAGCUGCUUGUCAGUCCAUCUUAUACAACUCACCUUUAAUAGAACCACUACAAUGGUUUUAUUCGUGCUUUGAUCAAGGAUUUGGAACAAACUAUUCUAUUCAUGGAAAGGCUGUUUUUAAUGCAUCAUGGUCACAUAUUGCAAGUCAAAGUGUUCCACCAACCCAUCGUACAAAGACAUCGCGGUAUAUAGUAAAAUGUCCCAUUUUACCUUUACCUUUGCACUCCAAAACGGUACAACCACCAUCAACUGUUGUUGAAAGGAUUGCAUUUCAAAAUAUACCUGGAUCUACUCAAACAAGUGACGUGGUGACUGGAAACGCAUGGCUGGGUGGAUCUAUCUUGAAAUUACAAGCCACACUUUCAUUUACAGAAUUACAUCCACAAUCCAGUUCACAUCACACCGUUACUGGGUAUCUUUUUCAAGUAUUUGACCUUGACAUGGACUUGCAAUCUAAAGUAUACGUUCGUGUGCGAUACACUAUGGAUUUUACUAGCGACUGCUUACCACUACAAAACAAGUUUGACAAUGAUGGCAUGCUUGCAUUAUCAAUCCAUCACCCACAUUAUGGAACUCGACUUAUUUAUGCAACAGAGACUCACAAACUACAAGUAGAUGCCUUACUUUGGCACACAACGGUAUUCCAGAUCGGUGAUGGUGUAAUACCAUCCAGUAAACAGACAUGUCCAUUUACACUUGGAGUGGUCAUGAUCCCAUUCAAAACGCCUUUAAUGGAACACGCAAACUUUGCUCACGAAUGCUGUAUGACUGUACAGGUUGGUGAGAUAUUUAUAUCUCCUUUGUUUCCAUUGCUCACAGUUGAUAUGGCUUCCGAAUCGAUUCAAACCCGUUCCAUCACAGUAAAUAACGCGCAGGUCAGUACCGAUUCACGCCAUAUGUGGAUGACGAUUACAUGGGAGUACGAUAUCAGAGUAGAGGAGACUUUUACACAGAUUCCAUACAUGGGUCGAUGUGAAGUGUUUAUGGAUGGCACGUAUUUGGGAAGUGCGUUUAUUGGCAUGUAUCGGAUCAGUAUCCCACUUGAUCUAUCCAAUGCCGAUUAUUGUCAGAUUCGAGUUGUGGGGAUUGAUGCCAGUGGUAAUACACGAUAUACUGCUACUGAAUUGAUUACGAUUCCUUUUAUUCAAACAAAAUGUAUUGAAUAUUCAAGAGUAUCCUGCUGUGAUGAGCAAUCUGUCAAGCAUUGA